AUGCUGAGUCCCAUUGUCCCCUAUAGCCUAUUGAAGAUGCACUGGACUCCAGAGCAUGUCCAGUCCCUGAGCCAGUGGCCGGAGCAGCACUUGGACGUGUCAUCCACCACCUCGUCACCAGCGCACAAAUCAGACCUAUUCUCUAGCCGUGGUCGCAGCUCAUACAGCUACGCCUGGGCUAACGAUGACAUCUCCGCCCUUACUGCCUCCAACAUGUUGAAACGCUAUGCUGAAAAGUACUCUGGAGUGUUGGACUCGCCCUAUGAACGGCCUCCUAUUGGCGCAUACCCAGAGCCGGGAGCUUUCGGACUGAAUGGUCAGAAAACUGAACUCGAGCCCUGGCCGCUCACACACAGCACUGAUGCCUCAUAUUCCUUAGUCGCCCCCGGAGGACAUGACAGUCUGCCUGGUUCUAAAACCUCUUCUGCAGGGCCCCCAGGGGCCAGCACUGUGCCAAUCGUCAACAGUAACUUGUCAGACUCUGGAUACAGUGGAAGCAGCUCUUGUAGCGGUUCGAGCGAGUACCCCUCCAGUUACAAUGGCACCUAUCUCUCGUCAGGAUACUGUCCACAGCCCAGCGCAACACUUCCACCCGCCUCGCUCCACACUCUGCAGUCCACACCCACACUAGUGCCCAGCUACAGCCCACCCACACCGGCCUACAACUACACCUCCAGCACAUACCCUUCCCAACCAGGUCUAGCUUCCAGCUAUAGUCACCCCUCUGCUACUUACCUGCCCUCUGGUCUGCCUGCCCCCACUCCAAUCACAACUAGGCCUGCAGUGGUUGGAGGCAGCUACAGCUACACGGGCACCCACCUUGCCUCUGAAGGUCCGUUGAAAAGAAAAGCCUUUGAAAUGGGUCUGGAAGAGGAUGAGAAUGGGGAUGGAGCUCGCUUUAGAAAGUACAGCUCACCUUUUGACAAAACAGAUUGCAGAGGAAACAGCUUUAACACCUCAGGCAGCACAGACACUUCAAGCUUCAAACCCACUAAACCCUCACAGCCUCUGGUGUCCCCUCAGUAUGGGACAGGGGACUACAGCCCCCCGGCUGGGCUCACAGGGGAGAAUGGGGCCUCUGAACAGAGCUACACACAGCAGCACCCUCAGUCACACAAACGCUCCUCACUAUGUGCCCCCACAGAUGCCCUGAAAAGCCUGGACCCUCGGGUGCUGGAUCUGGUGAAUGGGGAGUUACAGGACUGCUCCCCGGUCUUGGGCUGGAAUGACUUGGUGGGACUGACCCAUGUGAAGGCUGCUCUGGAGGAGGACCUCCUCUGGCCGGUGCUGAGGCCCAGUCCUUUGGUGAGACCACCUCGAACCGUCCUUUUGUUUGGUCCUCGCGGAGGGGGCAAGACAACACUCACCCGCUCUCUGGCCUCGCAGCUAGGAGCGUCAUUCUAUCGUCUGAGUGGAGCCAUGCUGGCAGCUAAAGGUAAAGCGGAGGCUGAGCACAUCUUGGCCGCUUUGCUACAAGUAGUGGCAGCGCGGCAACCUUCUGUUGUACUUUUGAGCCACGUGGAGGCACUAGAAGAGGAGGGACUGAGGCAGAUGCUGCUGUCUGUUCUGGAGAAGGCCCAGAUGGGCACCAGUGGCCUUGUCAUCCUAGUGUGUGCUACUGGGAGGCCAGACCUCUUGCAGGACUCGGUGCACAGGAGUUUUGCCAAGCGUUUCCACGUAGGUCUGCCGGAAGGGAGCAUGAGGAGACAGGUGUUGCUGCAGGCACUGGGACCUCAUAGCUGUGGGCUGAGUGAUAGAGAGAUGAGCGUGGUGUUGCAGCGCACAGAGGGUUUUUCUGUGUGGGAGCUGAUCCAGCUGAGUCAGCAGGCCCUGUCCUCUGCCUCCCCAUCAGGAAACCUCCAUGGGAUCCCUGCGCCUACCAAGCCCCCUGCCUUCACAGACUUUGAGAAUGCCUUCUGUAAGGUGCGCCCACACAGCACCACUAAAGAACUGGACACUUGUUUAGAGUGGAGCAAGAUGUACAGCCACUGA
Molecule: messenger RNA, 1992 nt
Organism: Knipowitschia caucasica
Lineage: Eukaryota; Metazoa; Chordata; Actinopteri; Gobiiformes; Gobiidae
Source: the annotation of a GenBank genome assembly